AUGUCAAUUGGAAGGAGAAUUUCGAUUGCCUUUAUUUUAUCAUACUACUUGUUUGUGAAUCCUCCAGCCUAUGCAGACACAGAAAGGGACACAAUUUUGGACGGGCAGCCACUCGAGGACCGGGAGUCCCUCAGUUCAGCAAACAAGGUAUUCAGAUUGAAGUUCUUUAGCCCACGAAACUCAAGUAGGCGGUUCCGGGCAGCCACUCGUGGACCGGGAGUCCCUCAGUUCAGCAAACAAGUGUGGGUGGCCAACCGUGACACUCCAAUUGUUGAUGCAUCAGGGAGUCUUAUGAUUGACAAUGAUGGCAAGUUGAAGAUUACUUCCAGUAGAGGCGAUGUACCCAGUGUUUUUAAUUCAGUCCACGGAACCAAUAGAUCAUUUGCCAUUGGUGGAGACCCAAAUGGCACAAACCAAAAUGUAGUAUGGUAUCAGGGAAAUGUGUAUUGGACUAGUGUGAAUUGGAGCAACGGACAUUUUGGCAAUCUUCCCAAAUUACUUGAUGGUGAAUUCCGCUACGUUUCAAAUGAGAACGAGAAGUACCUUACAUAUUCAGUAAAUAAGAAUAUCUCUUUCCUUUAUUUCAGAAUAGAUCCAGUUGGUGUCAUGAUGGGAAUAGUAUUAGGAUCCUUUGGUGAUUGUUCUCUUGCGAAACAGGACGAGGGAUGUGUGAAAAAGACAUUGCCUGAGUGUAGGAAGCCUGAUUAUUGGUUUGAGAGUAGGGCAGGUUACAUGCUUGGUGAUGGUUACAGAUACGGUGAAAACUACAACCUGAGCAUCUUUGAUUGUCAGGACAAGUGUGAGCAGAAUUGUUCUUGUGUUGCUUAUGCUUCUCGCACCACCCUAUAUGGAACUGGUUGUGAGAUUUGGAGUAAAGAAACUAACUUCUACCCAUCAGGAUAUGCAGACAGGGAGAUUUACAUUCUUAAAAGGGAUACAGGGAGAGAAUCCACCAAUGAUCAUGGGAAGCACGGAUCGGCAGCUGGGCACUGGUGGGUAUGGCUCAUUACUGCAUUGGGUGGGACAAUAUUACUGGCAUUCAGCAUAAUUUGCUAUGUUGUACAGCGAAACCUCCGAGUAAAAGUGAAAACAAGAACAUUGCUAGAUGAGCUGGAAGUUUCUAUCACAGCUUCAGGCAAAUACGGCCAACCCAGUGAUGAAAUGGAUAAGAUGACCCAAGUGAAUUUUUUCAGCUUUGAGAGCAUUGCCAUGGCCACAAAUAAUUUCUCAUAUGAAAAUAAGCUUGGAGAGGGGGGGUUUGGACCUGUUUUUAAGGGAGAAUUACCUGGUGGACAAGAGAUAGCUAUAAAAAAACUUUCGCAAAGGGAAGAAAAAAUUUUAGUAUACGAGUACAUGCCUAAUAAAAGCCUAGAUUUUUUCCUCUUUGAUUCGAGCAGAAGAGAAUUACUUAAUUGGACUGACAGAAUGAACAUUAUAGAAGGAAUUGCUCAAGGACUACUCUACCUCCACAAAAUCUUUGGGGUGCAACAAACUGAAGCAAACACCAAAAGAAUCGUCGGAACAUACGGAUACAUGUCUCCUGAGUACGCCAUGAAAGGCAUUGUGUCAAUGAAGUCCGAUGUAUUUAGUUUUGGUGUUUUACUGCUUGAAAUUGUGAGUGGCAAGAGAAAUUAUAGCCGCUACCCAUCGGAGCACCCGUUCAACCUCAUAGGAUUUGCAUGGGAGCUUUGGAUGGAAAAAAGAGUUCUAGAGCUAAUGGAUUCAAGAUUGGAUGAUUCGAGCUCAAAGAAUAAAAUCGUAAGAUGUAUUAAUGUGGGUCUGUUAUGCGUUCAAGACCAGGCCAAAGACAGGCCCUCCAUGACAGAAGUGGUUUCUAUGCUUACAAACGACAGUGCACGCGUGCCGGUACCAAAACAACCAGCAUUCUUCAUUGAGAGCGGUGCACGAGAAGGGGAACUUGAAACCAACUUAGUAAAUAAUUGCACCAAUGUAAUGUCAAUUACAGUGAUGGAAGCUAGAUAA
Fraxinus pennsylvanica is the source of this 1983-nucleotide messenger RNA. The record is from the annotation of a GenBank genome assembly. NCBI's taxonomy places the organism in Eukaryota, Viridiplantae, Streptophyta, Magnoliopsida, Lamiales, Oleaceae.